AUGAUGGAGAUUUUAUUCUACGGAGGAGUGCCCUAUGGCUUCGGGUUCUUGCAGUACAUUUUCGAGAAAGAAGGGGUGUUUUGGAAAGAACUUUGCUACGACGAAAAUAACCCUGAACACGUGGCCAACUGCAAAGUGCAGGAAAGUGGACUCGUUUGUGAGUCGAAUCUAACAUCUACACCUUGUUUAAGGUCUGAAGCCGAGUUCAACUCUAUCUACACUUAUUUUCUGCUGACGUCGUCCAUUACGCCACUGAUAUUGAGCGAGAUACUAAACAAGUACGGACUCUUCAUAUUCCGCUUAUUGAGCGCGACAUUCACCACAGCAGGACUUGUAACGCUUUGUUUUUAUGAGUCGAAUCCCUAUCUUUUGUGGGUAAGCUGGCAACUCCUUGGCGUUUCUGCAGUUUCGCCUAUAUAUUCGAAUAUACGCGAACUUUGCCCUUUGUUUCCAGCAAUAAAAUCGCUCUCGCUCGGAUUAAUAAAUGGAUUUUUCGACGCAUCUGGUGGUAUGUAUCUCGUCUUCAAACUUAUCUACGACUCGAGCCCCUCUGUGUCUGUGCCGACGAUGAUCACUGUCUAUACUGCGGGCUCUUCUCUCCUCUGGAUAAAAUCUUUCUUUUUUUCGCCUAGAUACUUUAUAACUGGUGACAAAACAAACUCCGUUUUCAAAGAAUCUUUCAUCGGGAGUGUAUGCAAGAAGCAUGUCGAUAUUAACCCUGGCAAAGAAGACGAAAAUAACCAAAAGGAAGAACCUCCAACCUUGAUGGAGUACAAAAAAUCGCUAUUGUCCCUGAAUUUCCUGACUUUCCUGCUUUAUUCAAUAUUUUUAACAAUUCGUACCAAUUCAUUUCCGAUUUGGUGUUUGCCAUGGCUGAAGUGGACGUUUCGAGAAUAUCCAGAAGAAAGACGAGAUCAGCUUGUCUCUCAAAACAUGGACAUCUAUGGGAUCAUGUACUUUGCUAGCAUACUCUUAUGUCCGAUUCCAGGGAUGGUAACGAAGUGGAUUCAGAAAUGCUCUAGUAGAAAAGACUCCUCAGAAGAAGAGGAUGAGAAGAAAGGCGAGUAUUAUAGUCUUCUUGUCUUUCUAGGGUUCGCAGCCGUUGCCUGCACCGCAUUAUCAGCUCAGAUGUGCAUGACGGGGUCUCAACCGAACGCGACUUCUGCAGUCAUCGAGUUCUCCAUGAUCCGGACAAUAUUUUACAUCACUAGGGGAGUUUACGUUUUCCAAUUUUUCCCGGAGUCCCAUUUUGGCUUUCUUUACGCCAUCAUAUCUGUUGUGGUUGGAACUCUUCAAUUUAUAAUCGAUCCGCUGUUCAAGUUGAUACAGAAUAAUGGUGAAGUCGAUUUUAUCCCAGUAUCGGCGGCGAUGGCCGUAGCCUGUGGUCUCUGCCUUCUUCAACCGUUGUACAACUGGUGUAUUCGUGAUGCGUACAUCACGACUAAUAGAAGAACGAAAAAAGAAGAAGAGGAAAUAACAUCUAUGUGA
This is a messenger RNA of Oikopleura dioica, 1488 nucleotides long. The record is from the annotation of a GenBank genome assembly. NCBI's taxonomy places the organism in Eukaryota, Metazoa, Chordata, Appendicularia, Copelata, Oikopleuridae.